AUGGCGUCGCUGGGUUUGCGCUCAGCGAAUUCGUACAACGACUUGGUGGACGUGUAUAGUGGCUCAUUCUGUCGGAUGUGUUACACGUACGCUUGCCACGAGCAUGGUGGUGACCAUCCACUGCCAGUCAGGCGAGUCGAUCCUGUGUACCCUCGAGUUCGAUUGUCAUCGGACGAUAACGUGGUUUGUGUUGGCAACGAGGUAACCAGUGGUCGUGAUGACUUAAACCGUAAGGUAGCUGUGUCAAACGUGAGCAAAAAGCACCAGAUCGGCGUGGCAAGUGAUGCGGACAUGAGCGUCGGAGACACUAAGCCUUAUUAG
Molecule: messenger RNA, 321 nt
Organism: Phytophthora nicotianae INRA-310
Lineage: Eukaryota; Oomycota; Peronosporomycetes; Peronosporales; Peronosporaceae
Exons: 1
Coding region: 1-321 (106 amino acids)
Source: RefSeq, a predicted model, not a curated record